AUGAAAAACCCUACACAUCUGGAGCAUGACAGUGGUGAGAAACUCAAUGGCAAGCAGAAUGAUGCGUCCAGCAUGGAAAGACAAAGACGAGUAUCACUGCAAGAGGACGCAAACUGCAAGAACUCCAAGCAUAUAAAAUCGGAGGGAAAGAGCAGUGACGCCUUCGAUGUCGAACAGAUUGAAAUUUCUUCUGAGGAAAGUCCGGUACCAAACAAUCAGAACGUAAACUCUAAGGACUCAAAGCUUAUAAAACUGGAGCGAAACAACACCGAUGACGGUGAUAGAAAGCAAGUUGGAAUUUCUUUGGACGAAAAUCCGGUACCAAAACAUGAGAUCGCAAACUCCAAGCGCAUAAAACUCGAGAGAAAGAGCGGUGAUGCCGGCGGUGGCAAGCCAGUUAAAAUUUCUUCUGAGGAAAGUCUGGUACCGAAUCAUGAGAUCGCAAACUCCAAGCGUAUAAAACUGGAACGAAAGAGCAGUAAUGCCGGCGAUGGCAAGCAAGUUCACAUUUCUUCUGAGGAAAGUCUGGUACCAAAUCAUGAGAUGGCGCAUUCCAAGAACUCCAAGCGUAUAAAACUGGAGAGAAAGGCCAGCAAUGCCGGCGAUAGGAAGCAAGCCGAAAUUUCUUUCGACAAAAGUCAGGUACCAGAGCAUGUGAUCGUAAAUAUUCGGUUCAUGUUUAGAAUGGCUUCAGCUUAUCAUCUAUCACAAAUAAUUGUAGACAAAUUCCAAGAACUCCAAGCGUAUAAAACAGGAGCGAAAGAGGAGUCAUGCCGGCGAUAGAA
Soboliphyme baturini is the source of this 785-nucleotide messenger RNA. Lineage: Eukaryota; Metazoa; Nematoda; Enoplea; Dioctophymatida; Soboliphymatidae. The record is from the annotation of a GenBank genome assembly.